Molecule: messenger RNA, 3063 nt
Organism: Striga hermonthica
Lineage: Eukaryota; Viridiplantae; Streptophyta; Magnoliopsida; Lamiales; Orobanchaceae
Source: the annotation of a GenBank genome assembly
AUGCCGAUACUUUCAAAUCGGCAUUUCAUCAAACGCCUCACAGGCAAAACGAAGCCCAUUUCCCAAUUUCCUCCACCUCGAAAGCCAAUGGCUUCUCCUUCACUCUUCUUCUCAUCCUCCGUCGCAACCGGAAACCUUCGCCGGCUCUACGCCUCUCUAUUCUGCACGCUCAUCAACCUCUUCCUCCGCUGCGGCCGCCUGUCCAAAGCCGUAGAGGCGUUUUCCGCCAUGAGAGAGAACAGAUUCACGCCGAAGGUCCACGAGUGGAACAGUAUCCUGAGACACUUUAACUGUGCCGGCCUGGUUAAUCAGGUAACCAUUGUUUACUGUGAAAUGAUCGCUUCUGGUGUGCGCCGUGAUGUGGCUGCGAAGAACGUAGUUGUUCACUCCUUAGCUAAAACGGGGGAUUUUCAUAGGGCUCUCGAUUUGUUGAGAGAUAAUGGAGUUCGUAUAUUAAUGAGCGACGUGGUUACUUAUAAUACUGUGAUUUGGGGGUUCUGUAAAUAUGGGCAUGUGGAUAUGGGGCUCGGUUUGGUUUCGGAGAUGGUGAAGAGGAAUAUCGAUUUUGAUAAUUUCACUUGUAAUAUAUUAAUGAAAGGAUUUUGCGAUAAGGGCAUGUUGGGUAAAGCUGAAAUGAUUAUGGGCAUGUUCUGCAGUAGUCUAGAUGGAGAUGCUGGGAAGGUUUGUAGAGAUGUUGUAGGUUUUAACACCUUGAUAAAUGGUUACAUUAAGUUGGGAGAUAUUAGUGGUGGUCUAGAGUGGAUGGAGAGCAUGAAGAAAGAGGGCUUGCCUCCUGAUAUUGUCACAUAUAACACAUUGAUCAAUGGAUUUUGUGAGAUAGGAGAUUUUGAUAGUGCCAAGAGGCUCAUGGAUGAACUCUUAGAUUAUCAUAAUUUUAAUUAUGGAGUUGAUGAUGUGGAGGAAAUGCAUCCGAUGGCAGAUCAUAUUACGUACACGAAUUUUGUUAGUGGAUAUGUAAAGCAGCGUAGAAAUGAGGAAGCAUUGGCUAUGCAUAGUGAAAUGAUUUCAAAGGGACUCGACCCUGAUGUAGUUUCAUAUAGUUGUGUCAUGAAUGCGCUUCUCAAGAGUGGGAAGUUAGGAGAGGCCAAUAGCCUAUUCUAUGAGAUGUUGAAGGCAGGUGUGAGCCCAAACCAGUUCACCUACUCAAUUUUAGUGGACCGUUUGUUUAAAAAUGGUAAUGUGAUGGCUGCAUACAGCUUCCAAAGUCAGAUGGUAGUUCGUGGAGUACCAUUUGAUGUUAUCAUGUUCACUACACUAAUCAACGGGCUCUUUAAGGUUGGAAGGGGAAAUGAAGCUGAGGAUGUGUUUUUCCGCCUUUUGGAGUCUAAUGUGGUGCCAAAUCUCAUCACGUACUCUGCAUUGAUCGACGGUUAUUGCAAAAUAGGUGACAUGAAAGGUGUUGAGUCUGUUUUGCAGCAAAUGGAGGAAAAAAAUGUUCUUCCCAAUGUGGUAACUUAUUCAUCAGUAGUGAGUGGGUAUGUGAAAAAUGGAAUGCUUGAAUCAGCUGUUAAUUUACUGUUGGACAUGGUACAUAAAAAUGUCAUGCCGAAUGUUAUAACCUAUGCUUCCCUAAUAGAUGGCUGUUUGAAGUCCGGCAAAAGAGAAAUGGCUAAAGAUCUAUAUGAAAAUAUGAGAUUGCAAGGAGUGCACGAUAACAAUUUUAUAUUGGAUGCUUUUGUGAACAAUCUGAAGAGAGAGGGGAAAAUGGACGAGGCACAAGACUUGUUUAAUGAUUUCGUGUCAAGGGGAUUGUUACCCGACCUUGUUAGUUAUACAUCCUUAAUGGAUGGUCUUUUUAAAGCUGGAAAAGACUCAUCUGCCCUAAAAGUUGCGCAAGAAAUGACGGAGAAAAAUAUCGGGUUCGAUAUUGUUACCUUCAAUGCUUUACUCAAUGGGUUGCUUAGGCCUGGUCAGUAUGAUGUGCAAUCGGUUUAUAAUGGGUUGCAGCAGUAUGGUUUGGCUCCAAAUCAUGCUACUUUUAAUACAUUAAUCAAGGCUUAUUGCAGGAAAGGGGAGUUAGAUAAUGCUCUCGCGCUUCUAGAUGAGAUGAGAAGUCAUGGCUUACUUCCGAAUACGGUGACUUGUAACAUUUUGAUAGAAGGGCUCUGUGAAUCGGGUAGUUUUAGUAAAGCAAUGGAGUUGUUGAAAGAGAUUUCACUUUGUUCUGGGAUUCGUCCGACAGAAAUUACGCACAGAAUUGUGAUAAAUUCUGCAUCAGAGAGUAAAAGGGCUGAUGAUAUCUUUUUUAUGCACGAGAAUCUCGUGGCCUUGGGACUUACCUUGAAUGCGGCUGUUUAUCAUAAUUUAAUUACUGUUUUGUGUAGACUAAAGAUGACGCGAAAAGCAGCAGUUGUAUUAAAAGAAAUGAAAGAAGUCGGCUUUCCUGCAGAUACUGCCAUUUACAAUGCUCUGAUUCGGGGUCUUUGCAAAAGCUCCCAUUUGGAUGCAGCUUUUGCUAUAUACCUUCAGAUGAUAAACGAAGGAAUUUCUCCUAAUAUCACGACGUAUAACAUUCUUUUAGGUGGAUUCGCCUCAUCUGGAUCAAUGCACCAGGUAGACGAACUCCUUUCUGAAAUGAAAGAAAAGGGGUUUUUACCGAAUGGGACAACAUUUGACAUUUUGGUUUGUGGACAUGUGAAGACCGGAAACAAGAAGGAAUCCAUACGACUUUAUUGUGAAAUGAUAACCAGAGGUUUCGUUCCUCGUAUCAGCACUUAUAAUCUGCUUAUCAGUAAUUUCGCCAAGGUGGGGAAAAUGAAGCAAGCCAUGGAGCUUUUGAAUGAAAUGCACGGAAGACGAGUCAUGGCUAAUUCCUCAACUUAUGAUAUAUUAAUAAGUGGAUGGUGUAACUUAUCAUAUCAGGAAAAGUCGGUAAAGAAUUUUUGUCAAGCUGAGGCAAGCAGGUUGUUUAAGGAGAUGAGUGAGAAAAGCAUUACGCCGAAUGAGAGUACUAUAAAACAUCUGAGUUCUGUCCUUGCAAAACCGGGGAAAGUGGUGGAUGCUCAUAGAUUGUUGAAUAAAUUAUACAAUACAAAACGAUAA